UGAUGGGUGUGAAAACACUGCACACGUUCUGAGCAACGGACUGCAAUAUCCUGCAACUGAAAGGAAAUAGCUUUUUCAGGAAGCACAAACUCUUAGCUGGUUCUUUGAAAUUUAACAACAUGACAGACAACUGUUCCAAAACAACCAGUAACAUCCCUUCGUUAACCAUGGAGGUUGAUACUGCUUUUCUCCGAUCCUUGAGGGGUGUCCUUAAAUUAGUAGAGAUGGGGACUAUGUUUGUAGCAUUUGUGUGUUUUGCGGUAGCAUCCAGGCCCAAAUACAUUGCAGCUACAUGCAUGGAGUUUGUGAUCACAUUCUCCCUGCUUCUGCUGUACACGCUGAAGUUGAACAAGAAGCUGACUCUGUUCUUCUGGCCUCUCGUUGAUUUGUUCAACUCACUGUUUGCAGCAGUCUUCAUACUUAUCCUGAGUCUGUUAGCAGUGUCCACUUACACAGUGACAGGGACCCUGGGUGGAGGGAUAGUGGGUUUCAUAGCAACAGAUCUGUGGUGUGUGGAUGGUUACAUGCUUUUCAAGAGGGUCACAUUCAAUCAACCAAGAACAGCAGCAACUGGCACUGUGAAGUGAAGACACCACAAUUGUUUCCUCCCAUGCUCACUCUCUUAUGUCAGUCCUUCCAUGUAUACGUGUAGGUUUAAAGGGGCAAUCAGCAGUUGAAACAAUAACAAAGCUUGGCCCCGGCCCGUUUUGGUAAAAACCUGAAGGAUAUGUGGAUGGAGAAAUGUAAACACUCUCAAAUUCAUAGACAGAGCGAUGUAUGCAAGGACUGACCAUCAAUGAUAUCAACAUGAUAGUUUUAACCAUGUUUCGAGGCUAUAUAGUGUUUGUUUACAUUUAGUUUGUUUACAAUUAUUGGAGUAAAACAAGCUUAUAUUUUGGGUUCUGAUGGUGUAUGACAGUUGAACUAAGCUCAUGGGGCAUUUAUAUAUGUGUACAAUUAAUUUCUAAAUAAAAAAAUGGAUGUAUCAACUGCA
Oncorhynchus tshawytscha (Chinook salmon) is the source of this 994-nucleotide messenger RNA. RefSeq names its product chemokine-like factor. The record is from RefSeq and is a predicted model, not a curated record. The coding region runs from base 120 to 587 and encodes 155 amino acids. The transcript has 4 exons. Gene Ontology annotation, cellular component: membrane. Lineage: Eukaryota; Metazoa; Chordata; Actinopteri; Salmoniformes; Salmonidae.